Messenger RNA from Limulus polyphemus (Atlantic horseshoe crab), 375 nucleotides. Its product is annotated as insulin-like growth factor-binding protein-related protein 1. Gene Ontology annotation, molecular function: insulin-like growth factor binding. Gene Ontology annotation, cellular component: extracellular region. The record is from RefSeq and is a predicted model, not a curated record. Lineage: Eukaryota; Metazoa; Arthropoda; Merostomata; Xiphosura; Limulidae. Gene Ontology annotation, biological process: regulation of cell growth; regulation of signal transduction.
UUUUAUAUCUUAACCAUGUCAGCUCCGAAGAUUGUGUCCCCUCCCAGAAAUGUUCACAAUAAGACCGGAAGUUUCAUAGCCUUCUCAUGUGAAGUCAGUGGGUUUCCAGUCCCGUCCAUUGAAUGGAAGGUAGAUCGAGGAGAUGGUAUUCUGAUUCCCUUGCCAACUGAUGAUUCGCAUAUUGCUGUUCAGUCACGUGGUGGACCUAGUCAUUAUGAGGUUACAAGCUGGCUGCAGUUAUUGGAGAUAAACGUCAAAGACAGUGCCACCUACUGGUGCAUUGCCAAAAACAAUAUGGGUGAGGCUUCCGAGUCUGCACGAUUGUAUGUUCAAGAUGCAGCAGGUGAGUUAUUUUAGUCUUUUAAUUAUUGUUCU